AGAUGUCAUCCCUCGACGCGUUUUCUUCAUGGGGAGUGACUGUCGAUUUUACUUGGAUCAUUUCAGGACCUCGAACACAACGAUGCAAACCACGGUGUGCUACCUGCGAUGACCCUUUCGGAAGAUGUAGUCGACCAUCCUAUUCCUGUCGACAAUGCCUCAGUCGAGGAAGGGCGGCCUUUACCCGCGCAGACACUAGACGGCGAGACCGCGCCGGACGCCUCUCAGCAUCACUCUCUCAAGCACCAUCUACUUGGGCCCUCUUUGACAAAGUCGGGACAAGAUGGGGUGGACCAGAAAAAAGUGUCGGAAAUAAUAUACGAGGCCUCGAAAGGAUCGAAAUUCUUCAACAACGAGGAAAUCAAGGAUAAGAACUUGACCAUCAAGAUCGAACGGAUCCUGAAACGAAAGGCUCAAUUGGAGAAGCUCGAUUUGAAAUCAGAUAUCAGACGAGCGGACGAUUACAUUGCCUCGUUAGAACUCUCAAGAGAUUUGUCACAAUAUGUCGUGCACAUCGACUGUGAUGCCUUCUACGCGGCCGUUGAAGAGAUUGACAGGCCUGAGUUGAAACAUGUGCCCAUGGCAGUCGGGGUCGGUGUUCUCACAACUUGCAACUAUGAAGCUCGAAAGUUUGGAUGUCGAAGUGCAAUGGCGGGUUUUGUGGCGAAGAAACUGUGCCCUCAACUGGUUUGCUUGCCAUUGAACUUUGAGAAAUACACUGCCAAAGCGAAAGAAGUAAGAGCAAUCCUGUCAGAAUAUGACCCGCGAUUCGAAAGCGCGAGUAUCGAUGAAGCGUACAUGAACAUUACCGAGUACUGCGAAACGCACAACAUGGAGCCAGAAGCCGCAGUCGAACAGCUCCGAAAAGAAGUGCAAGAGAACUGCAGGAUCACCAUCUCAGCUGGCAUUGCACCCAAUGCUAAGCUAGCAAAGAUCUGCUCCAACAAGAAUAAACCCAAUGGGCAGUUCAGAAUUCCCAAUGAUCGAGGUGCAGUCAUGUCUUUUAUCUCUACACUGCCAGUUCGCAAAGUCAACGGCAUCGGUCGUGUUUUUGAGCGCGAACUUGAUGCCAUUGGAAUCAAGAAUUGUGGCGAUAUCUACCCUCAACGCGGCUAUCUGUACAAGCUGUUUGGAGAGAAAGCAUUCCAGUUCCUCAUGCAAACAUCUCUCGGUUUAGGAAGGACGAAUGUUCAGCCAGCUGAGGAGUAUGAACGGAAAAGCGUCGGUACUGAAAGCACUUUCCGCGACAUCAGCAGCAAGGAAGAAGUACGAGAAAAACUUCGCCAUACGGCUGAAGAACUCGAAAAGGACAUGGCUAGGGUCGAAGUCAAAGGUCGUACUCUUGUACUCAAGAUCAAAUUACACACCUAUGAGGUCUUCACUCGCCAAGUCGCUCCACCCAAGGCUGUCCAUCUCGCAGAAGACCUGUACAACUAUAGUCUUCCCAUGUUGGUCAAACUUGAAAAGGAGAUGCCCGAUUUCAGAAUACGUCUCUUAGGCCUUCGUUGUACUCAUCUUGUCAGCACCAAAAAGGACAAGCCGGAUUUCUUCCGGCCUCGCGCAGCGAAAGGGUCGUCAAAUGAUCAAGCUACUGAUAACGGCGGAUGGGAAGUCUGGCCGGACUCUGAGUUUGAAGACGCUGUCCGACAAGAACGACAGGAAGAGAUGGAAGAACUUGAACGUCUGAGCCAAGAGCAGCAGCAAGCCGACGAGGGCGAUCUGCAACAUUCGACUGCUGAUUGGCAUGAACCUUUCGGGCGAUACAAAUAUGGUAGUGAACCCAACUCUCCGGCCAAACAUGGACGUGUGAGAAACGAGGCCCCAGAAAUACCAAGCAACCAACAACAAGAGCAGCUUUGGAAUUGUCCUAUAUGCCAGCUUCCACAACCAGCCAAUGAUCGAGAUUUCAAUUCUCACAUCGACCUAUGUCUUUCACGCCAGACAAUCAAGGACGCCGUCGCAGAGGCACAGACGUCUACGAAUGUAUCUCGUGCUUCGCCCGAAGUGUCCAUCAUGCCUGGUCGCCCCAAGUCUGCACUUGGAGUUUCUGCUGGAACAAGAACGGCCUCGAAGCGGAAAUCGGCUACUAGUGUCUCGAAUGGUAUGGGGUCCGACGAAGUCAAUGGGAGAAAGCAGAAGAAAUUGUUCUUUACCUGAACAAAGGCACUUGGAUUACAUGUAUGAUUGAUGAAUUGAUGAAGUAUAGAGAAAUAAUGAUCUGUUCAAGAGACGCCAGAGUAGGUACUGUAAAAGAUG
Messenger RNA from Exophiala oligosperma, 2256 nucleotides. RefSeq lists its product as uncharacterized. The coding region runs from base 109 to 2157 and encodes 682 amino acids. Gene Ontology annotation, molecular function: DNA-directed DNA polymerase activity; damaged DNA binding. Lineage: Eukaryota; Fungi; Ascomycota; Eurotiomycetes; Chaetothyriales; Herpotrichiellaceae. Gene Ontology annotation, biological process: error-prone translesion synthesis. The transcript has a single exon. Gene Ontology annotation, cellular component: nucleus. The record is from RefSeq and is a predicted model, not a curated record.